UUGUUUCCAAGACUAGUUCGACCAUACUGAAUUCACAGCGUCUGUUAUAUUUAAGCCACCUUAUCGCAAACGACAAGCCUUUUUCAACACACUGCCUUUUUACUCUUUACUCACAGCAUGCAACUUGAUUUACACAGCAGCCAAGGGCAUAAGCAAAUAUCGCGAUUAAUGGAUGAUCUUACAACGUUCUACAUAUUUGAUUAACAUCGUUGAGCGGUAUCAGUGAGUGCUAAUCCUUGCGUAAAUAUUUUCAAGACAUAGUCCUACCUAAUACAAAUAAAAACGAUAUGGAUGCACGCAAAUUAAUAACCACUCAGUCACCUUUAGACACGCGAUCCACUCAGUAACGCAGAGCUUCGUCGCGCUUUAGACAUGUCUGCACGCGCAACUAUCGCAGUAUUUAUCGUCCUCGUUAUUGGCGGUUUCAACGCGCCUCCAGCUUUGGUGCAUUCCGCACGUAUUCUUGGUUUCUUUCCAUCAGUUUCACCAUCACAUCUUUUUAUACAUUGUGGCGUCGCGAAUGCGCUUGCCGAGGCCGGACAUAAUGUUACUGUACUGUCUUCGACCAAGAAUCCUUACAAGUUGACGAAAUACAAUUACAUACAAUUGGAUUUACCGCUGUUUCCAAAGGAGUUCCUAAGUCGUUUGGUUACAAAAGAGCAAUCGUUAAUCGCACGCUAUCCAUAUUUCAUUAAGGAGGUAGCAAAGUUGGCAAAUCAGUCUUUUGCCAAUCCGCGUUUGCGGCAAUUUCUCGCCACACAUGGCGAAGGCAGCUUCGAUCUGCUCCUUUUGGGUUACUUCAUGAACGACUUUCAUUUAGGUUUGGGUGCGCACUUUAAAGUUCCAGUUGUGGUCUCGUUUAUGGUCCAACCGAUUUUCGCCGUACACAAUUUGGUUAAGAAUCCAAUAGAGUCCGCCUAUGUGCCGACUUUGUUCAGCGAACGCAAACAACCGUUGAGUUUUUGGGGACGAGUGGAAAACUUUAUCGUAGCCCUGUUUGAAACAUAUUAUAUGACCCUCCUGGUGGAAUGGGAAUCGCAAAAGUAUUAUCAUUACAACUUUCCGUCGGACCGUUAUCCACCACUCGACGAAGUGCGCAAGAACGUCUCACUCAUUUUCACCAACCACCAUUUCAGCCAAGGACCCAUACGUCCUAAUGUGCCCAACCUAAUUGAAAUUGGUGGCAUACAAAUCAAGGAAAAACCCGAUCCUCUACCAACCGACAUCGCUAAAGUUUUGGAUGAAUCUAAAGAAGGUGUUAUCUACUUCAGUUUAGGCAGCAACAUAAAAGGCUCCCAUCUGAACGAGGAAAAAAUAAAGAUAAUGUUCAAUGUUAUCUCAAAACUGCCUUAUAAGGUCUUAUGGAAAUGGUCGCCAACCGAACUACCUGGCGAAUCGAAGAACAUCAUCUUCCGUGAUUGGUUGCCGCAGGACGACAUACUCGCGCACCCUAACAUUAAGCUAUUUAUCACACACGGCGGCAUGGGUAGCGUUGUGGAGUCACAGUAUCAUGGUGUGCCCAUGGUAGGCAUACCAUUAUUCGGCGAUCAGCCAUCGAAUAUGGUAAAUGUUGAACGCUCCGGCUACGGUCUCGCCGUUGACUACUUAACAUUGACAGAGGAGAGUCUAAACAAUGCCAUACAGGAUGUACUCAACAAUCCCAAAUACAAAGAGGCAGUGCAAACAUUCUCACGUCUGUAUCGCGAUAGGCCGAUGACACCGCGUGAAACGGUUGUCUAUUGGGUGGACUAUGUACUGCGACACAAGGGCGCCAAGCAUAUGCAAUCGCCGGCAGUUCAUAUGAAUCGUUGGCAAUUGUUAUCGCUCGACGUAAUCGGCUUUCUGCUCGCGAUCGUCCUCACCAUUUCGGUAGUGAUCGUAAAAGUAUGCAAACUCAUUUGCUGUCGUGGAAGGAAAAACAAAUUGCCAAAAGUGGAAAAGGCAAAGCAGAAUUAGUGUACACAGGUAAUGUAAAACAGAGAUAAUAGCUCUGUUGAGCUGAAAGAGAUGCGAAGUCGACAACGGAUAGAAGAUGAAGAUGAUAGAAGGUGUGGAAAGUAACAAUGCCAAAUACGCUUAACAAUGUAAAUAAAGGCAUUACUAUUUAGUCAUUUAAGAAACGGAUGCAGUGGCCUUAAGAUUUUAGUACUGUGUAUUUACAACGUAAAUACAUAUGAAAGUGACAUAUAUAUUAUAUACUUUAUAUAUGUGAUAUAUGUAGAUAUAUUUAAGCGUGAAUGCACUUUCAAAGGUCUCUCCCGCAUUUCCUCUCAUAUACUGAGAGAUAAGAGCUGGAAGUGUGUGUGAUGAGAUGAUAAAAUUAAGAUUAAGUAUUCACUAUGAUUUAAGCACUUGCAAAGUAAUAAAGUUGAAAUCAAAAUAAAAA
Bactrocera neohumeralis is the source of this 2386-nucleotide messenger RNA. RefSeq names its product UDP-glycosyltransferase UGT5-like. Lineage: Eukaryota; Metazoa; Arthropoda; Insecta; Diptera; Tephritidae. Bases 373 to 1956 code for a protein of 527 amino acids. The transcript has 2 exons. The record is from RefSeq and is a predicted model, not a curated record. Gene Ontology annotation, molecular function: UDP-glycosyltransferase activity.